AUGAAACUUAGGCUAGAAGUAUGUGCCAUUCUCUUGCUGCCUGUGUACUUGGUGAUAUAUGUGUACAGUAUGCUUGUAUUUAUUCCCUGGUAUUUUCUUACCAAUGCAAAGAAGAGAAAGGCUAUGGCAAAACGUUUAAAAGCCAAACCCAUCUCGGACAAACCUGGAAGCCCCUACCGUUCUGUCACGCAUCUUGACUCCCUAGCAAACAUAAACAUUCCUGGAGCAGACACGUUGGACAAGCUCUUUGACCAUGCCUUAGCAAAGUUCGGGAAGAAAGACUGUCUUGGGACCAGAGAAGUACUGAGUGAAGAAAAUGAAAUGCAGCCAAAUGGAAAAGUGUUCAAAAAGUUAAUUUUAGGAACUUACAGAUGGUUAUCCUAUGAAGAAGUUAAUGAGAAAGUGAAUCGCUUGGGGAGUGGACUGACUGCCCUGGGACUAACCCCAAAGAGUACUGUGGUCAUAUUCUGUGAGACACGAGCAGAAUGGAUGAUUGUAGCUCUGACCUGCUUCAAGUACAACUUUCCUCUUGUUACAUUGUAUGCCACCCUGGGUGAAGAGGCAGUGACCUAUGGUCUCAAUGAGUGUGGAGCAUCGUACCUGGUCACCAGUGUAGAACUUCUGGAGAGCAAACUUAAGACUGCACUGCCACAAAUCUCCUGCCUUAAACAUAUCAUUUAUGUGGACAAGAAGACCAUCACUAAAUCAGAAUACCCUGAAAAUGUGGAGAUUCACAGUAUGCAGACAGUAGAAGAGCUGGGAGCCAAACCAGAAAACUCAAGCAUCCUGCCGAGCAGACCUGUUCCUACAGACUUGGCUUUAGUAAUGUACACCAGUGGCUCUACUGGGAGACCUAAAGGAGUCAUGAUGAUGCAUAAAAACUUAAUAGCUGGAAUGACAGGACAGUGUGAGAGAAUACCUGGACUGGGACCAAAGGACACUUACAUUGGCUAUUUGCCUCUGGCCCACGUGUUAGAGCUGACAGCAGAAAUCUCCUGCAUCACAUAUGGCUGUAGGAUUGGCUAUUCCUCUCCACUCACCCUGUCAGAUCAGUCCAGUAAAAUCAAAAAGGGAAGUAAAGGAGACUGUACUGUACUCAAGCCUACGCUGAUGGCAGCUGUGCCUGAAAUAAUGGACAGAAUUUAUAAAAAUGUCAUGAGUAAAGUUCAAGAGAUGAACUAUAUUCAGAGAACUCUGUUCAAGAUAGGCUACGACUACAAAUUGGAACAAAUCAAGAGGGGAUAUGAUGCACCUCUGUGUAAUGUACUAUUGUUUAAAAAAGUAAAGGCACUGCUGGGAGGGAAUGUCCGUAUGAUGCUUUCCGGAGGAGCACCACUCUCGCCUCAGACACAAAGAUUUAUGAACAUCUGUUUUUGCUGUCCUGUUGGUCAAGGCUAUGGACUAACAGAAACAUGUGGAGCUGGAACAAUUACAGAAGUUGCCGACUACAGCACUGGCAGAGUUGGAGCUCCUCUUAUUUGUUGUGAAAUAAAAUUGAGAGACUGGCAAGAAGGGGGCUAUACUAAUAAAGACAAACCUAAUCCUAGAGGAGAGAUUAUAAUUGGUGGACCUAAUGUCUCAAUGGGAUACUUCAAAAAUGAAGAGAAGACAAAAGAAGAGUUCUCCAUUGAUGAGAACGGUCAGAGAUGGUUCUGUACAGGAGAUAUAGGGGAAUUUCAUCCUGAUGGGUGUCUGCAGAUCAUAGAUCGUAAGAAAGACUUGGUAAAGCUACAAGCAGGAGAAUAUGUAUCUCUGGGCAAAGUAGAGGCAGCACUGAAGAACUGUCCAUUGAUUGACAAUAUCUGUGCUUAUGCCAAGAGUGACCAGUCUUACGUGAUCAGCUUUGUGGUUCCUAAUCAGAAGAAGCUGAUGGCAUUAGCUGAGCAGAAAGGCAUCAGUGGAACCUGGGUAGAUAUUUGUAACAACCCAACAAUGGAAGCUGAAAUCUUGCAAGAGAUAAAAGAAGUGGCAAACAAGAUGAAAUUAGAAAGGUUUGAAAUACCCAUCAAAGUACGGUUAAGCCCGGAACCAUGGACCCCAGAGACUGGGUUAGUAACAGAUGCUUUCAAGCUGAAAAGGAAAGAACUGAAAAACCAUUACAUCAACGACAUUGAAAGAAUGUAUGGAGGCAAGUAAGUUCUGGUGACCAGCAGUUGUGCUGACGGUUCCUUCUCAUGCCUUGGAUUUGGAUGUCUCUGUAUACAGUAGAUAGCACACAUUCAGAAAAUACACCAAAUGGAUUAGUGUUUCUGUAAUCUCUAUUGAGUGCACCAGAGAGUAUUUUAGGCUCCAAAUUCUUAAUUAGUAGCAGAUUAGAUACUGAUGGUCCUCAGAGUUUCAUGUGAUCAUCUCCAGUUUCAAGAUAGACAUCAUUAUGUGAAGCAAUAUGACCAGGUAAUCUUAUUGUUUCUCUAGCAUAUUCUGACUGCUUGCAGCUUCUCUUUUGUCUGAAGUCUGGCCUAUAUUUCAAAGAGAAAAAAUAAUGUAGCUGUGAUGUACUGUGACAGCUCUGUCACAGUAACAGAGUGAGGGAGGAAAACAAAUGUGUAUUUAAAGUCUACCCUUCUCCAUUUAAAAAACAAACCCAAGGUGACCAGGUUAAUCAAGAACUUGCUAGAGAUCAUUAAUAAUGCACUGCUUGAGGAUGGAUGGACUCUUCUGCACAUCAGUUAGUGUCUGGAGUAUUUACAGUGCCUAAACAAGAAUAUAAAAGUAACUUACUGAAAUAAAGGUGAACUGAAAAGCUUUCUCAAACCAACUUAUUUGAAAUUUCAUUCAAGAGCAUUGAAUUAACUAUUUCAACUUCCAGCUCACCCAGUAAGUUUUUACUUGCCACUGUAUUAAUUCAAGCAGAGCUUUCCACUAGGACACACAGCACAAAGGCAAACAAAGACUUGCACUGCUACAGGAGAUGCUGAUGAGAAAUGGUCACCUGAAUGCAGAACAGAAAACUUGCAUUUUUGUUGGGAGUUGUCCCUAAGCAGAUAUGAAACUCAAAGGCAUUUUGGGUUUUUGUUGCACCUGCUGUCCCCUCUC
Indicator indicator is the source of this 3036-nucleotide messenger RNA. RefSeq names its product acyl-CoA synthetase long chain family member 4 (gene ACSL4). Gene Ontology annotation, biological process: long-chain fatty acid metabolic process; neuron differentiation; long-chain fatty-acyl-CoA metabolic process. The coding region runs from base 1 to 2136 and encodes 711 amino acids. Lineage: Eukaryota; Metazoa; Chordata; Aves; Piciformes; Indicatoridae. Gene Ontology annotation, cellular component: endoplasmic reticulum; lipid droplet; plasma membrane. The record is from RefSeq and is a predicted model, not a curated record. The transcript has 14 exons. Gene Ontology annotation, molecular function: arachidonate-CoA ligase activity.